AUGCCGAUCGACCAAGAAAAAUUAGCAAAGUUACAAGCUUUAAGUAAUAAGAACAAAGUUGGAGGUGCCAGAAGAAAGACUGGUUCUAAAGUUGCUGGUUCUGCCACUGCUGUUGCAAGAGAUGAUUCCAAACUUUAUUCCACUAUUGCGAAACUAAAUGGUGUCACUGUUGACAAUGUUGCUGAAGCCAAUUUUUUCCAUGAAGAUGGUAGUGUGAUGCAUUUUAGCAAAGUUGGUUUACAAAUGGCUAAGGAUUAUAACACUAGUGUAGUAUAUGGUCUUCCAGAAAAGAAGAAACUUGAUGAAAUGUUCCCUCAAAUUCUUCCUCAAUUAGGUGCAGAAGCUUACCAAGCUUUAGCUCAACUUGAAGCUCAAUUAAAGGAAUUCGAUGAGAAGAAGAAGAAUGAAGAAGGCGCUAAAGUUGAAGAUGCUAACUAA
Maudiozyma saulgeensis is the source of this 438-nucleotide messenger RNA. NCBI's taxonomy places the organism in Eukaryota, Fungi, Ascomycota, Saccharomycetes, Saccharomycetales, Saccharomycetaceae. The record is from the annotation of a GenBank genome assembly.